AUGGCUUUGAAGAGAAUCAACAAGGAACUCACAGACUUGGGCCGUGAUCCUCCCUCAUCAUGCUCUGCUGGUCCUAUAGGAGACGAUUUGUUCCACUGGCAAGCUACUAUCAUGGGUCCUUCUGACUCACCAUAUACCGGAGGUGUCUUCUUCCUCGCCAUUCAUUUCCCUACCGACUACCCAUUCAAGCCUCCCAAGGUCAGCUUCACAACUAGAAUCUAUCACCCAAACAUCAACUCGAACGGAAGCAUCUGUUUAGACAUUUUGAGAGAUCAAUGGUCCCCAGCUUUGACUAUCUCUAAAGUCCUUUUGUCUAUCUGCUCCAUGCUCACCGACCCCAACCCCGAUGACCCACUUGUUCCAGAGAUCGCACACGUUUACAAGACCGACCGAUCUAGAUAUGAGGCCACAGCCAGAGAAUGGACCCGAAAAUACGCCAUCUAA
Molecule: messenger RNA, 444 nt
Organism: Botrytis fragariae
Lineage: Eukaryota; Fungi; Ascomycota; Leotiomycetes; Helotiales; Sclerotiniaceae
Product: putative ubiquitin conjugating enzyme protein
Exons: 5
Coding region: 1-444 (147 amino acids)
Biological process (GO): protein polyubiquitination; ubiquitin-dependent protein catabolic process
Cellular component (GO): nucleus
Molecular function (GO): ubiquitin conjugating enzyme activity
Source: RefSeq, a predicted model, not a curated record